Molecule: messenger RNA, 1467 nt
Organism: Penicillium chermesinum
Lineage: Eukaryota; Fungi; Ascomycota; Eurotiomycetes; Eurotiales; Aspergillaceae
Exons: 4
Coding region: 1-1467 (488 amino acids)
Biological process (GO): RNA processing
Molecular function (GO): ribonuclease III activity
Source: RefSeq, a predicted model, not a curated record
AUGGCCGUCGAGGAACGUAUCGCGCACGUUGAAAGGGUGAUAAGUUACUCUUUCAAGUCGAAGGAUCUUCUUCGGCAGGCACUGACUGCGGCCGGGUCAGAGCCGGAAAAUCACGAUGGCAACAGGAAGUUCGCGAUCAUCGGCGACAAUCUCAUCCGAUACAUCACCAGCUGCGUUGCAUACAAAGUCUUGCCUAGUCGAAGCCAGAUAGCGGCGCUGGAAACCACGAUUGUGUCCGUCGAUAAAAGAGCAUCCGUGGCGCAACAGACUGGAAUCAAGUUCUGCAUCAAAUAUAGCCAUAGACCAGGAGCCCAUUCUCGCAAGGUCCUCGCUUUGGCCAUCAGUGCUAUUUUGGGGGCCGUCCAUAUCGAUUCCGGCGACCAUGCUACCCCAUGGAGGGUAGCACUGCACCUCGGUCUAGUUUCAGUGGCGUGGGCGAGAAAGCCGGUCGACGGGGAACUCACAGGGCCCAGUUCAUCCACGAAGAGGGGUAGGGAGGACGGCUCUCUUGCGGAUGAGAAUGGAGUGAGGGACCGUCCACCUACGGGGAAGGCAGCUCCAGUAGGGUCGGACAUGGGAUUUCCGGAUCGCCUGCAGGCCACGAUUCCCCCCCAAACCCGCGGAGACCAUUGUGAGAUUACGGGCGACGAUGAUGGCGAUCGUCUUGAAGAUGAUACAGAUCUUGCUAUGGCGAAGAAAAGAAAGCCAUCUUCGCCAGGCGAUCCCCGAAAGGGCCCGGGUCCUGAAUCGGUGGUUGUACUAAAGUCGAUCGUGGAGACGGCUCGGGCGAAGCAAAGUGUACCUGGUCCUUUGACACCGGCUGUAGUGGAGACGAACAAAAGUCGCUUCCACUUGAUAGAACUUCUUGGGGAUGAACUCGUCUGGUGCCGCCUCCUUCGGUUUGUCCAUAUAUUGGAGCUUUAUAAAGCCUGUGGAGGUGCAGAGACGGGCACAUCGAGUGGGUUUGUUAAUUCUACGGUGUCUUCGAUGAGAAGCCAGCCAGGCCGACGCGGAAAUCCCCUGCACGCGGCCGAAUCCCAAAUCCUGCCACGGAUGAUGGCUGAGAUACUGCCUGAGUUGAUGCCAGGUACGGAAGUAUAUGACAGAAAGCAGAGUGAAUUGAAAAAACUCCGUCUUCUCGGGCGACGAUUGUCCGCCAUGGCGUCGACCUUUGGCCCUGGAGUUCUUGGCCUGAUGAUGAGCGAAGACUCGUCCGAGUUAGCAAUCUCGGAAGCGACGUUCCAAAGAAUCCCAGAAAACAAGUUCAAAGAGUUCAUCCGCAUUUUGGACCGCUCCCAAGGCGCUUUGCUGAGAACUUUCGCGGCUGCAGCUCAAAGCAUCUUAGAUGUUCUGAUCGGCUCUACCUUCCCAGCACACGAAUCUGUCCUUGAGAGAGCGGAGCCUGAAAGCAUCCUCCAAUACCCGAAAGGAUCUGAUGAGCUACUUACCCAUUUAUCUAUGCUAUGA